GAUCGCGCUUAGACGAUAUUUACCUGCCUGCGCGCGGAGAUCCCGGCAGGAGCGUAUAUCGUCCGCACGCAUCCCGCAGUUCCCCCGAGAGCCCCCCUCGGAAGUGGGUCCAAAGGCCCCGCGUACGCACCGUACGCACGCACGGCGAAUACGCCUACGAGGACAGCGCGCCAUGCGUCAACCUUAAAUCUUACGAGGGACGAGGAUCGGGACGGGAUCUGCAAUCAGUGAGCGGCUAAAACGUUGAAGAUGCUGCCAAAAUUGAUAUUCCUGCUCUGGGCGGCAAUUCCGAUUGCAUUGUCCCAGAGCAACUAUGCGUCACAAGGUAACAGCAUCGAGUAUCAGCCGGGACUUCCGCCGAGCACAGUUCUCGACGGCAAAGUUACCAAAUUGGAUGACAUCUCGCCGAUUAUAUUUUUGAAUCGAACGAAAGCCUAUCUGAACUGCGGCCAGGGUAGCAUGGAGGUCGAGCUCAAGUUUGAGGAACCGUUUUAUGGAGUAGCCUAUGCCGACUUUGAUCGUAACAGUGCCUGCAUAUUCAAAGGACGAGGUGCGACGACCGCUAAAUUGGAACUACCUCUGAAAGGAUGUGGUACAAAACAGGAUCCUCUGCGUGUGUUCACCAAUAAUGUAGUUGUCCGCUUUCAUCCUGGAUUAGAAAUGGAUGGAGACGAGGUUAUCACUAUAGUAUGCAGAUAUCCUCCACCUGUGGCACCGGCGCCUCCUAAACCGCCAGAAAGCAUAAUGGCCACUCUGACGCCCGCGUCGGUGACCGAACCACCGCUGAAAGGCUUCCAGAUCUUGUUGAUUAUCUGCGCUAUUCUGUUCCUCUCAUUGCUUCUACUCGGUCUUGGCUGUUCCUACAUGUGUCUGAAACGACGAAAUGUGCGUGUGGUCCAUCGACAUCCAUUCGAAAGCGCCACUGGUUCUGAGAUAACAAAACUCUCUGGCUCAUCUCUGAGCAACAUCACGAUGUUCGAGGGUCUGAAGAUACCACGAGCGCACGCUCUUCUUCACGCGACUGCCGCAUCUACUUCCGGCAGCGAGGCAAAUCUGGUGAUCGAUCAUUCGGACACAUUGCCAAGUGAUUACCCAAGUGAAAGUCACUCUGAGGUGGAUGAGGAACGUUCGUUACCUGUAUCCUCCGCUGGAUCCUAUGAUAAUAAGGCAUUCAUAGACCAUCAUGAGGUUCAACGUCAAGUGGAAAUGCGUGCUUCAAGCUCCUUAUAUUCAGAGACAGUUGCUGCCGAAGUGGAAACUUCCUCCAUGACAGCUGCGAAUGCUUCAAGAAUCAUGGUACCGCGACAUCCUGUAGCCGUUCCGAUUGAACCCAAGUUCGACGUGCAGAUGAGAGUUAAGAGAGCACCACCUCCGCCGCCGAGCCCGUUGCCAUCAGAAUCUGACGUUGCGAGUAUUGCCCUCGAGAGAAAUUUAACGACCAUUUUGGAGAGAGAAGAGACUUCUCGCUCUCUCGAAAGUGCACCCUAUCGAAUGACUACUUUCUCCUACGUACCCGAGCUUCACAGACCACCACCAGGAGGCGUGUCACCUGUCUCGACUAUCUCUCGGCAGCAGACGCCGCCAGUAUACUCUAGGAUUCUACGCAAACAAGCGGAGAGAGAGACCACCGUGAUCCAAGAGAAACUCCCGUCGCCGACGACUGAACAACCGCCGUUGCACCACGAGAUCCGUCGGCCGAGGUCUCUAACUUCCCUGAACACCGAGCUCACCGAGACUCGCUCGUUGACGGAAGUGACGGAUGCCUCGCAUGCCAAAUACCGGGUAGCAAGCAUUCUAGCGCCGACUCCACCGCCGCCGCCACCAAUUGUACCUACCACGUCCACCACCACUACUCACACCGCCGUUCAGCAUCGCGAGCACCGUUUGUUGCGCGAGGAGAUGACCGAACCACUGGUCGAGCCGCAGGUAGUUGCGCCUCGCCGUCCAGAAAUCACGACUCAUGAAGUGGACGAUGUGUUCCUACGUACCGUUACGGAGAAGAAGACGAUCGAAGAUGUGGAGCGUCACAGUCGCCAGAUCACCGAGUAUCGCGCCAGAUCUCAACCGCCGCCGGAUCUCAAGUGGGACGUCACCAUCAGGAACUAUCCGACGGAGAAUUUACCGCCGCCACCGCCGGAAUGGGAGAACUUCUCCGAUGUUAGCUCGGCCUCCAACUUGACCAUCACGAAUGAGCCAACGAAUCAUCUGGCAGACGACGAACCGGAUGUAAACAUCGAACCGACUUAUACCACGCGCGCUGAGAUCCCAUGCCGGCCACCACCUACGCGCCGAUCCCUCGACGAUGCCGAUGCUGAUUGGUACACUAGGUUGGCACGCGUCUUGGAGCCGCGUUACGCCACCGAGUUGACGGAUGAGGAGCGUGCCAAAUGGCGCGAAAUCAUCACGACGGAAAGCACGCUGCGGACUUUGUUAACCGAGGCAGUGGUUAAAGAAGAUUACGAGCUGAUACGCAAAGAUGCGAGAUACAUUAAUUUGUUCCCGCCAGCGAAGUGGGAUGUGAUCAUCCGAAUUUUAAGUCCGCCAUCAAUGCACACCGGCUCCACCUCGUCCUCCAGUCACGGCAAGAAUCAUGGGCAGAGAUACAAGCGGUCCAAAUCAUCGGAAUGGGACACUAGAUCCAGACGUUCCUCCCUUCCUACCCUGUACGAAUACGAGAGCGACGGGGGCAGCUCGGCGCGUACCCAGAGUCAUCAUCUACAAACAUCGCAAUCCGCCACGACCAUGACCGGUGGACAGAUCGCCGGUCGUCCACGUCGACUAGGCGGUUCUAUUCGUUCGCGAGGAGCCGGAGUCGGUAGUGAAGCCGAUUUGAGAUCGAUGUCCGAGAUAACCGUCCGUGAUUUCGCCCGGAUGGACAGAGACGACCUGACCAGCUUGAGCUCCUUCGAAGGUGCGGACUCGCUGGUCAGAUCGCUCAGUCAACCCAGCUUGGCCAGAUCGGGUUCGGAAUUCACCGAGCACUGGGGCAUGCCUUCUGGUAUUCUGCCACCAUGGGCGUCCGAACACGCGGAGGAUGGCGUCAGCUCCGUGGAAACAACGCCGAGAGCGAUCAGAAGAGGUGACAGGAUGGAGGUCCUCGCCUCCUUCGAUGAGCACAGACGAGGUCCAUCCAUCACAAGAUCGAGUCGAUACACCGAAAGGGAGCUCAGCGUACGCGUGACAGAAAGUCAGAGGGCCUCGGAUUGGUUUAAUGACAACAAUUCCGAGCCGGAGAUGCAGAUCUGAACACUUCCAAAAUAGAACACAGAGAGAUUCUCGGUUUUUACCUCAGAGGAGAUGAUUCCUGAAUCUCGAAGGUCUGAAUAGAAUUAUUAGGGAUGAAAGUUGAUAAUCGAGUCAACACGUACCACUUGCAAUUUAUAAAAUCAAAUCUUGAGAUCGUCUUUUCGUAAUUCUUUGAAAAGUGAAUCUUUUAAUGUAUAAUAAAAUCGGUUAUUUGAACCGGUUGAGCUCAAUUUUCAGCGCUAUAAAUAACGAAA
This is a messenger RNA of Atta colombica, 3500 nucleotides long. RefSeq lists its product as uncharacterized. The transcript is spliced from 6 exons. NCBI's taxonomy places the organism in Eukaryota, Metazoa, Arthropoda, Insecta, Hymenoptera, Formicidae. The coding region runs from base 250 to 3246 and encodes 998 amino acids. The record is from RefSeq and is a predicted model, not a curated record.